GAAACUGCACCAGUUGAGACUGAAUGUGAGAAGGACCUAGCUAUGUCUCGGCGUCGUCCCAUGACAACUGGGUCUGUCCGGUCGACUUCUGUUGUUGGUGCUCUGAGAGUCCGUCCAGGCAGCCGUCCAGGAUCUGCACGUGAGUGGUUUGAGGCAUACAAUCAACGGAGAAAUGAAGAAGCGUGGCGGAUGGAGGAAUGGAAAAAUACGGUCAAUCUGCACAAAAAGAGAGAAUGGCAAGCACAAUAUUAUAACACCAUAGCGCAACCACGACAAAAAAUUUCAGAUGAAGAGGAGUGGAGACAGAAAGAAGAAAAGGAGCGUCAAUUGGCUGACCGGAGAACACGACUUCAAAACUUACUCCUGGAAGAUGAGCGGAAAUAUCAAGAGGAAAGAGAACAAAGAUAUAAAGAAUCCAGAGGACGGACGCUCCACCAUCACUUUGUUUACCCUGAGGUUGAGAUGCUAAAAUACCGCUUGGACGGCCUGAAGAAAAAGAACCAAGAAGAACGGAAAAAAAUGUCUGAUGCAUUGUCGUAUGAGGUGUGGAGGAAGAACAGUCCACAAAUGAGGCAGAUGGAGUCAGACAGGUUCAACCACUUUGUCCAAGAAGCUUGGGUCAAUCAAAGGCAGUGGAAGGAAGACGAAAGACAGCGGAGAUUAGAAGAAGAUCGAAAGAAAGAAAUUGAAGCAGCAGCUCUACAGCAACAUCUAGAGGAAGAGGAGAAAAAAGCAGAAGAAGAGAAAUUGAAGAAACAAGCAGAAUGGAAAGUUCAUUUAGAAGCUCAAGUUGAACAGAUAAAGGAACGAGAGAGACGUGAUGAUGCCCUCAGAACAGAGGAGAUGGCACUGGAGAGAGACAGAUUACGACUGCACGAAAUAAAUCAGAGACGAGAGCGAAUGAAGGAGCUGAGGCAACGCAAAGAACUGGAGUUAUAUUGGGCACGUCAGUUUCAGUUAAAGCUGAAAAAAAAAGCUGCAGACAUUCAACAAGAAUUGUUGGAAGAUGAAGGUAUUGUAGAGGAUUUACUGAGAGGCCUCCCAGAUGAGGACCCAGAUGAGCAGGUGAAACAAAGGAGAGCAGAAGCAGAGUGGAUGAGAACAGUUUUAAGGGAACAACGGCGUUUAGAGUUGAUGCGAGAGAAGGAGUAUGAGCUGCUGUUCAGUGAAGAAGCAGAGAGGUUAUGGCGGAAGAGACAGGCAGAAUGGGAGAAAGAGCAAAAAGCACGUGACAAGUUGAUGGCAGACGUCAUCAGGGGGCUCCAGCAACAGGUACAAGUCAAUUUUUCCAAAAAUAUCAGUGAAAGAAAAUUGCUUGACUUGGAGAAGAAUGAAAUUCAACGUUCCAUUAUUGAGACCCGAGAGGAGAUGGAGCAGCUGGAGAAGGAAGAAGCUGAAAGACGACGGAAACACAGCAUCAUUACAGCUCACUCUCAACCAUCGACAAGGAUGAUGCAUGAGGCAGCUAUUCUCAGAAGAGAUCGACAAGAGGAGGAGAGAAAGUUGGAGGAACAUCGCCGAGAGAUUGAACGUAUAGAGCAACAAAUGCAACAACUGUGGGGUCCUCAGUAUGCCCCUCCGCGUUAUGGUCGCAAGAGGUUUGCCUGGUGACCUGCCAAGUCUAGACAUAUCUAUGACGACUUUUUGAAGUGUCAUCUUCCAAGUAAAUGGUUCCUUGUUAACCAAUUAAUGUGUUCAACUUAUUUUUAAAUAGUGAUGCUUAGUUGUAUAAAAAAGAGAAAUAUUUUGUGUAAAGUACCUGUACAGUGCAUGUUUUUUUUACAAACCAGUGAUAGUGUUAUGGAUAAUUAAUGCUUUUUGUUCAUCACCAUAUAUUUGUACAUUAUUUGUAUUUACCAUGUUCUCUGAUAGACAUGUUUUUUUCAUUUUCUUGUAUGUCUCAUUUUCUUAUUUUUUUACAGAUUAAAAUCACUUGUAGAAAUGUUAAGAUGUUGACAGAAUACUGUAUGUGGGAUGGAUUGUUCUCCCUUCACUCAGGAGAUCCUAUUUUUGUAUUAAUAACUAACUAAUAAAUAUACUCAACAUUUUAAUAAUUACAAGAGCACUUUUUAUAGAUUACACUUGUAUAAACAGUAAAUUAAGAAUGAGCUGUAUAAUGAGCUGCACCUUAUGAAUGGAAGUAUGACUGUCCAUCCAUUAUGUAGGUUGGACCUCACUAAUCUAGGAAGCUUAGGACCAGACCGGUUCCGGAUUAGCAAACAUUCCGAACCGUUGAAUUUGAGGUAAAAAAAUUUUUUUUAAUAAAAUAAAAAAUAAUGCAUAAAAUGUACUAUGACUGGUACCAAUGUUAGAGUCUGUUUUCCUUCCCGGUACUUCAGAUUUAUUUAAUUAAUUCUUCUUUUCUA
Molecule: messenger RNA, 2366 nt
Organism: Homarus americanus (American lobster)
Lineage: Eukaryota; Metazoa; Arthropoda; Malacostraca; Decapoda; Nephropidae
Product: trichoplein keratin filament-binding protein-like
Exons: 12
Coding region: 43-1611 (522 amino acids)
Biological process (GO): apoptotic process
Cellular component (GO): keratin filament
Source: RefSeq, a predicted model, not a curated record